UGUGUGUCCAGUCUGUGUGCGUGUCUCUCUCUGUCUCUGUGUGUGUGUGGUGUUAACCGCACGCUGCUCUGCUCUCAGUACGACGCAGUGAGGAUCACGCAGCUGUAUGAACAGGCCCGCUGGGCCAUUCUGCUGGAGGAGAUCGACUGCACCGAGGAGGAGAUGAUGCUGUUCGCCGCCCUGCAGUACCACGUGAACAAGCUGUCCCAGACGGAGCCCAGCCUCGGCGCCACCUCGCCGGCCAUGGACGACCUGGACUCCGCCCUGCAGUCCCUGGAGGUCAAGAUGGAGGGAGAGACCACCAGCAUCGACAUGCUGGAGAGCAUGAUGGCUGUGCCGGAGCUCAAGGCCUACCUGAAGAUCUUCCGGCCCAAGCGUCUGACCCUGAAGGGCUACAAGCAGUACUGGUUCGUGUUCAAGGACACCAGCAUCUCCUACUACAAGAGCCAGGAGGAGGGAUUCGGGGAGCCCAUCCAGCAGAUGAACCUCAAAGGGUGUGAGGUGGCCCCUGAUGUCAACGUGGCUGGACAGAAGUUCUGUAUCAAGCUGCUGAUCCCAGCACCUGAGGGCAUGAACGAGGUCUACCUGCGCUGUGAGAAUGAGAAGCAGUACUCCCAGUGGAUGGGUGCCUGUCGACUGGCCUCCAAGGGCAAGACUAUGGCGGACAGCACCUAUGCCAGCGAGGUGGCCAACAUCCAGGCCUUCCUGGCCAUGCAGCGCUCGAACCCGGGGCCACAGCCCUCCGCCACUGAUGAGACCAUCAACACCCAGAGCCUGGUCUCCCCGCGGUACCAGAAGAAAUACAAGGCCAAGCAGUUAACCCCUCGCAUUCUGGAGGCUCACCAGAACGUGGCCCAGCUGUCUCUGCUGGAAGCCACCAUGAAGUUCAUCCAGAUCUGGCAGUCACUGCCCGACUUUGGCGUGUCGUACUUCGUGGUGAGGUUUAAGGGGUGUCGUAAAGACGAGGUGCUGGGCAUCGCCAACAACCGGCUGAUCCGCAUCGACCUGGCUGUGGGCGACGUGGUGAAGACCUGGCGCUACAACAACAUGCGCCAGUGGAACGUCAACUGGGACAUCCGGCAGGUGGCGAUAGAGUUCGAGGGCAACAUCAACGUGGCGUUCAGCUGUGUGACGGCGGACUGCAAGAUCGUGCACGAGUACAUCGGCGGCUACAUCUUCAUGUCCACACGGACCAAGGAGCAGAGCGACUCCCUGAACGAGGAGCUGUUCCACAAGCUGACUGGGGGACACGAGGCCCUCUGA
This is a messenger RNA of Lepisosteus oculatus (spotted gar), 1263 nucleotides long. NCBI's taxonomy places the organism in Eukaryota, Metazoa, Chordata, Actinopteri, Semionotiformes, Lepisosteidae. The record is from RefSeq and is a predicted model, not a curated record.